AUGGCCUGUCCGAGCACGCAGGCCUAUUUCCACCGCGGAGCAUAUCUUCACGAAGUCUGGGCAUGGUUCGCGAUUGGGUAUGUGUCCGUCCCCGUCCCCGUCUUGUCGUACAGAAGGGAAUGUAUAAUGUAGGCUGACCAGUUCCCAGAAGUCUGGUCCUCUGCCUGAGAUCAGCCGUACGGUUGCGGACGGUGGGAUGGCGUCGACUGCAGCUGGACGACUACAUGGCGAUAGCGGUAUGGCUGUGCUUCCUGUGCGACUGCGUGACCAUCACGAUGGUGUACAAGUUCGGCUCCAACCUGGACUGGGCCAGACGAGACCUGGCGAAGCUGGAGCCUUGUCAGAUCAAGCAGAUCCAGAUCGGUAGUAGGAUGCAGUUGCUGGCGUGGUAGGUGGUUCAUCAUCAGGACACAUGUAAUAUCCCAGGUCUUGGCGCUGAUCUAUCGAUGUUGCUCGCUCUCUAGGUACACCUACACUGCUCUGCUCUGGGGCCUCAAGGCCAUGAUGCUCGUCUUCUUGCGACGGCUCACGAUCGGCCUCUUCCAAGAACGUCUCGCCAAGAUCUUCGCCGUCAUCACCGCCGCUUGCUACAUCAUCGUCUUCCUCACCAUCAGCUGCGGCUGCUUGCCCAUUCAACACAAUUGGCAGGUCAUCCCUCCCCCUUCAACCACAAGAUGCCUCAAGAAACUCCCCAACUUCUACGUCACGACCGCUUUGAACGUCGGCACCGACGCCCUCAUCCUCACCAUCCCCCUCCCCCUACUCUGGGGAAUGCGCCUCCCUCUCGCUCGCAAGAUAGCACUUACCCUCCUCCUCUGCUCCGGCAUCUUCGUCAUCACCGCCGCCAUCAUUCGAAUCUCCUUCAGCAUGGCAGGCCUCCACAGUCUCAACAUCAACCGCUGGGGAACACGGGAAACCGUUGCGGGCAUCAUAGCCGUCAACGCACCCAUCAUCCGACCUCUCUUCAAACGCUGGUUCUGGCAGCGCGGCGGAAAUCGCACUCCCUCACCAGUAGCUUUCUUGCCGCAAAACCGUGACGCUCCCGAACGACGAGAUCGAAAGAGUACUAUCGGUCUUCCUCGCUCGAGAAGGAAAGCCGGGAAAUCGGAAGCUUUCGGAGGUCCGCAUGGUGUUCAUUUACGCCAGGGGGAUCUGGAAAUCACGGAAAAGCCAGUCACCACCCUUCACGAAGAUGGCACUGCUUGGCGAGAAGAACGAGAGCUGGAAGCAGGUCUGCAGCGGCCGCCUGAGAUUGGCGUCGAAACAAGCUUUGGUACCGUGGGCGGCAUGCCGACUCCCGAUAAACCGGCACCAGUCCUGAUAUGGCCGCCUGGUGGGGAGACACAUACGUCGCGGACAUGGAGAAGUUCGAGAAGCUACGGGAGCAGAACCAAAAUGUCUUCGAAUCCGACAACGUCGACGUUGGGCGACAGCAGAGGAAGUCCAGGCGAAUGA
Molecule: messenger RNA, 1455 nt
Organism: Lecanosticta acicola
Lineage: Eukaryota; Fungi; Ascomycota; Dothideomycetes; Mycosphaerellales; Mycosphaerellaceae
Source: the annotation of a GenBank genome assembly